Messenger RNA from Laccaria bicolor S238N-H82, 231 nucleotides. RefSeq lists its product as uncharacterized. The record is from RefSeq and is a predicted model, not a curated record. Gene Ontology annotation, molecular function: mRNA binding. Gene Ontology annotation, biological process: spliceosomal complex assembly. Lineage: Eukaryota; Fungi; Basidiomycota; Agaricomycetes; Agaricales; Hydnangiaceae. The transcript has a single exon. The coding region runs from base 1 to 231 and encodes 76 amino acids. Gene Ontology annotation, cellular component: catalytic step 2 spliceosome; U2-type prespliceosome; U2 snRNP.
AUGAUAUCGACGAUACGUCCCGAUAUUGAUCACACCGACGAGUACGUAUGCAACACGACUGCUCGCGCAUUCUCCGUUGUCGCUUCCGCCUUGGGCAUUCCAUCCCUCCUUCCUUUCCUCAAAGCUGUCUGCCGAUCUAAAAAGUCAUGGCAAGCUAGGCACACUGGUAUUCGAAUUGUUCAACAAAUUGCGAUUAUGAUGCGGUGUUACACCAUCUUCGGAAAUUGGUAG